This is a messenger RNA of Lactuca saligna, 528 nucleotides long. NCBI's taxonomy places the organism in Eukaryota, Viridiplantae, Streptophyta, Magnoliopsida, Asterales, Asteraceae. The record is from the annotation of a GenBank genome assembly.
AUGAGUUUCAACGACAGUCCACCUCCUUCCAUGUCCUCCGGAGAUUUUAGGAGCUUAAAACCUGACUAUGCGGAAGAAGGUGAAAAGGUAGCAGCUGAAGCACCACCCCCAACCGUUUCUUCCGUAUUUUUUGGAAGUUCCCAACAGCAAUUCCCACCGAUUGCUCAACGCACGGUGCCGAUUGUCGGAUAUGUUGCUGAAGCUCCAGAACUGAUAGCUCUACGUCCGGUGGUGCCCUCGAGUAAUCAACUUAACGCGGACAGCAACCGUGAGUACUCGCCUGAAGCAGUCGCCGGCGGUGGUAGUUAUUCAGCUCUUGUGCACCAGAACAAAUCUGUCUAUGGUAUCGUCGAUCCAGACAGUUAUGGGCAAGCGCCGAGCUAUACUGGCUUGGUUGAACGAAAUCGAACUAGCAAUGGCUCACCCACUGAUGAUGUUAACUUCGAUCCUACAGCUCAAGCAGGAUUCAGUAUGGUUGGAAAGAAAUUCACGAUUGCAAACCAGCUACUUAAUCAGUAUCAGAAUUAG